This is a messenger RNA of Paramuricea clavata, 1906 nucleotides long. NCBI's taxonomy places the organism in Eukaryota, Metazoa, Cnidaria, Anthozoa, Malacalcyonacea, Plexauridae. The record is from the annotation of a GenBank genome assembly.
AUGAACCGAUACAUUUGUAGCAGUGGUAGCAAUGGUAACAAUGGUAGCAAUAGUAGCAAUGGUAGCAAUGGUAGCAGUGGUAGCAGUAGUAGCAAUGGUAGCAGUGGUAGCAAUGGUAGCAAUGGUAGCAGUGGUAGCAGUGGUAGCAGUAGUAGCAGUGGUAGCAAUGGUAGCAGUAGUAGCAGUGGUAGCAAUGGUAGCAGUGGUAGCAGUGGUAGCAAUGGUAGCAAUGGUAGCAGUAGUAGCAGUGGUAGCAGUGGUAGCAAUGGUAGCAGUAGUAGCAAUGGUAGCAGUGGUAGCAGUAGUAGCAAUGGUAGCAGUGGUAGCAGUGGUAGCAAUGGUAGCAAUGGUAGCAAUAGUAGCAAUGGUAGCAGUGGUAGCAGUGGUAGCAGUAGUAGCAAUGGUAGCAGUGGUAGCAGUGGUAGCAGUAGUAGCAAUGGUAGCAGUGGUAGCAAUGGUAGCAGUAGUAGCAAUGGUAGCAGUGGUAGCAAUGGUAGCAGUAGUAGCAGUAGUAGCAGUAGUAGCAAUGGUAGCAAUAGAGAGUUUUAGCAAGGAGUACGAGUACGACUACGAGUACGAAAUUCGUCAUUUUUGCGCGAAACGCUGGUUGUGCGCUCACGCCAUCUCGUACUGACGCGAGAAACUCGUAGCCGGCGCCAAUCUGAGUACGAAAUUUUUUGCAAAACUCGUUGUCUUGAGUACGAAGUUUUCAGAAGUAAGGUAAGUUGAUAUUUUCUUUCAUCUUUGCUCCGAUGCCUUUCCGGUGUAUAGUUUUUGAGCGGAAGUGUACACUAAACCGGAAAUAUUCUGGGUAUCCGUGGGACGGGAGUUGCGAGCACAACAAUUUGCAUAAACAACCCUAUGAAACAACAAAACAUGGCAAAAUUUGAGCUUCAAAAUAUAAGUAUUUCUCUGGAAAUAGCUCUAUAUUUCUCUUCUCGACAAAGGCUUUGUAUCCUUUAACAAUCACAAAAUAUUUAAGCUCAAGUGACAGAAAUUCAAGUGAAUGAGAUGUGACCAUAUAGCAUUUUUUUAAAUGUUCAACUGACGAAACUUUACACAAAUAAGUUUCUGUAUUUUCUCGUGACCUGCUAUAUAGAAAAUAUUAGUCAGCAUAGACUUGUCACUUUUAUAUUAUAUAUUAUUUAUAUUUACUAGUCACACUUUAAAAGUACACACAUGUACUCGAGUAGGUUUAAUAAUGUAUGUAUGUAUAUGUAUAUAUGUGUGAUUUUAUUUGUUUCAGAUGGCAAAUGCUCCUGCUAAGCGUGAGGUUUUUACAUGGAAGGCAAUACAUGAGGAACUUCUCCUUCAAGAAGUUCUGCUACUGGAGCCAUUUCAGUAUCGACAAGGGUCGAAAGAGAGAGGGGCCACUUGGACUAAAAUAGCAGAAAAUUUGUCGGAAAUGGGGAUGAAGGCUAGUCAGAGGUCAGUGAGGGAGAAGUUUGAGAAGAUAUUGAAAGAUUUUAAACAAAAAGAAGCAAUGGAGGAACGUGCAAGUGGAAUUGAUGUGGAUUACACAGAGAGGGAUAGAGCAAUGGUUGAUAUAUUGGAGAGGAUGAGUGAAUGUGAGAUGACAUUGGAAAGUAACAAAGAAAAAGAAAAUAAGGAGAAGGGAACAGCAGAAGAAAUGAGAAAGAAAGCAAUGGAGAGUUUUGGAGAGACAAGAAGACGGCAUAGUGAAGAGAAUGAGGAGUUGGUUACACCGGAGAGAAAGAGGAGACGGAACAGUGAUGUGAUGGAGGUACUGAAGGGAUCACUUGAGAUGAAGAAAAAAGAACAAGAACAGGCACGAGAAUUACGAGAAAGAGAACUGAACCUCAUGGAUAAUCAGUUAAGGCGACAGGAAGAAUUUACAAGAUCAAUGAUGGAGCAGCAACAACAGUUUCAACAACAACAGCAGGCU